This is a messenger RNA of Alternaria rosae, 1648 nucleotides long. RefSeq lists its product as uncharacterized. Gene Ontology annotation, cellular component: plasma membrane. The record is from RefSeq and is a predicted model, not a curated record. NCBI's taxonomy places the organism in Eukaryota, Fungi, Ascomycota, Dothideomycetes, Pleosporales, Pleosporaceae. The transcript has a single exon. Gene Ontology annotation, biological process: peptide modification; carbohydrate metabolic process. Bases 97 to 1266 code for a protein of 389 amino acids.
UCCGUCACUCGCGCAUGCCUAAAUCUGCGCCAACUUUACCCGUUCGCUUUCUAACGAGACAUUUGAAUCAACUCGCUUCAAUAUACUCUUAUCAUCAUGUCCGAAGACGGCGCGCCGCCUACAGAAUCGGCAACACAAGCAGCAUCGCCUCCCUCGAUACCCCGCUAUUUUCGGAAUGAUGCGCCGUUGGCACGACGAGAUCCUCACAAGCAACUGCUAGCGUCAUUGGAUCGACUGAUUACCGACUAUCCUCCGCAUCAUGUACCCCCAGGCGGUGGUUUAUACUACGGACCGAUUUCAGUGGCCUACCUCUUCUAUGCCCUGCACAACAUAUACCCGGAUCUUAAGCUGGAUGACUACCCCUUGAACACAUGGUCUGCGGCUUACAUCGAACAAGCACAGGCUCAUAUCAAGGAGUUCCCGCCUCCGUCUCCCAAGAAAUGCGGUAUCUCCAACGACAUCAUGUCUCUGCUUGCCCUGUACGCCGUGACUGCGCAAGAUCCAGACACCGUGAAGGAGCUUUGCGAUCAUGCUGCAGUCAUGCUCGAGGAUGAGACCUCCAAUGAAUGGCUAUACGGUCGUGCUGGCUAUCUCUAUCUCCUCCGCUUGGUUCGCGGGGCGUUCGCUCACAACAAGGACGUGACUGAGCUGAUCGAAGACACGGCCGAUGAGGUCAUCGAGAACAUCAUGCAAAGCCCGCGUCCCUGGAAGUGGCAUGGGAAGGCAUACGUGGGUGCCGUUCAUGGCGCAAUCGGUAUCAUUACACAGAUCGUACUCACCGACCCUUCCUGGGCGUCUAAGCUGGAGGCCGAACUAGGUGCCUUGCUCAGCUAUCAAUACGAGAGCGGCAACUUCCCGUCAUCCCUCCCACCAGGUCGUGACAAGCUUGUUGAAGUCUGUCACGGAGCACCAGGUGUAGUCAACUCCAUUCUCUCAAUCAGAAAAUACUUCCCGGGACUUCAGGAACGCAUUGAUCGUGUUGUCGCAAAAGCUAGAGAAUGCAUCUGGGAAAGAGGCCUGCUCACCAAGGAGCCAUGUCUCUGUCACGGCAUCACAGGAAACGCUCUUGCUCUGGACGGGAAACAAUUCGAACACUUCUUGACGUACACCACAGGUCACGAGAUCAAGUCCAUGGCCAAAGACGGUAUGCUCGAGAAAUCGGAAGAUCCAUCUUCCCUGUGGUGCGGCGAGGCAGGUCGUGCCUGGGCUUGGGCAGUCGCGGACAAAGAUCUAGACAAGACACUUCUCGGAUAUAACGACAUCUAGACCCUCGGUCCGAAACUUCCAGCAGUUCGACUGGCACUUUGAUGAUACACACGAUAUAAUGAACGAGAUCACCGCCAGACUAUCGAGCGUUUUGCGCAUGUGGUCCGAUGCGGAAUACUUGUAUGAGGAUGCACAACGCAGUCAGCUACGGCUAACGGCACGAAUGACCUGUAUUAGCGUCUCAAUUAGGAGCCAUUUAAAUCAGCAAUCAACUAUUUCCGGAUUCUUGCAACGUUCUACCAUCAUGUAUGCGUAUCAGUUUACCUUAUUCCCCACCAUCGGACGCCUUAAGUAUCCGCUAGGCGAGUCGGUGCCUUGUGAGCCUCAAACGGCACAAAAGAUUAAUGGAAAAGCUAGGAUUGUAGAGACUUUACUCGCGACA